Molecule: messenger RNA, 5373 nt
Organism: Perca flavescens (yellow perch)
Lineage: Eukaryota; Metazoa; Chordata; Actinopteri; Perciformes; Percidae
Gene: sepsecs
Product: Sep (O-phosphoserine) tRNA:Sec (selenocysteine) tRNA synthase
Exons: 12
Coding region: 500-1960 (486 amino acids)
Biological process (GO): conversion of seryl-tRNAsec to selenocys-tRNAsec; selenocysteine incorporation
Molecular function (GO): O-phosphoseryl-tRNA(Sec) selenium transferase activity; tRNA binding
Source: RefSeq, a predicted model, not a curated record
GAAAAACACUCAUUAAUAAUCGAAAAAAUGUAACCGCUAGUUUACUUUCGAACAUUAAAAUUCGUGUAUCGCCUGUAACUGCGUGAUAAAAGGAAAUAACAGGAAGAUAUGUGUCUGAUAGGAGGUUAACAUGCUCUGUUUUGACCUAAGGAAGUCUGUCUGUCAUCAUCGCACAUUCGUCCCGCGUUUCAAUCUGAUCGGUGUUUUUAAAUAGAAAAGAGGAGGUAAUAAUGAAAAUAUGUUUGUUCAGUUUUCUCAAGAGAACAGGACUGAUGGGAAACAUGUAAUAAACCUGUACACUGUAGGAUUUAAAUAACUCCAUAAGAUGGCAGUAAUGCAACACUAAGGAUGCAAGCUGCCGUUAAACCCCAAAGAAGAGGAAGAAGUCUCUGAUCGCUCCUUCCAUGCUUCUUCCUCCUUCCUCCUUUGGUCCCUUCUCAUGCCUGUUGGAGGCGGGUUGACGGUAAACACGGUGAGUCUCACAGAAAAGCUGUGAGAGAUGAACAGUGAAAACUUCAGCCUGAGUGAGAAGAUAGUGUCAACCUCUUACAUUCGACAGGGGAGGGAGGCACGUCGUAGCCAUGAGCAGCUCAUCAGACACUUACUGGAGCAGGGUAAGUGUCCAGAGGAAGGAUGGAGUGAGAGCACCAUAGAGCUCUUCCUGAAUGAGCUGGCUGUGAUGGACAGCAAUAACUUCCUCGGCAACUGCGGUGUAGGAGAGAGAGAAGGCCGGGUGGCAUCCAGCCUUGUGGCAAGACGACAUUACAGGUUGAUCCAUGGCAUAGGUCGCUCAGGUGACAUCGCUGCUAUUCAGCCCAAAGCUGCAGGAUCCAGUCUGCUUAACAAGCUGACCAAUUCAGUUGUGUUGGACAUCCUAAAACUCUCAGGUGUCCGGAGUGUGGCGAGCUGCUUUGUAGUUCCCAUGGCAACAGGAAUGAGCUUGACACUGUGCUUCCUGACCCUUCGUCAUCGAAGACCCAAGGCUCGCUACAUCAUUUGGCCUCGCAUCGACCAGAAGUCCUGUUUUAAAGCCAUGAUCACAGCAGGCUUUGAGCCGGUGGUGGUGGAGAAUGUUCUGGAGGGCGAUGAGUUGCGGACAGACUUGGAAGCAGUUGAGCGCAAGAUCAAGGAGCUUGGAGCUGAGAACAUUCUUUGUGUUCAUUCAACAACAUCCUGCUUUGCCCCGCGGGUCCCUGACCGGCUUGAGGAGCUGGCUGCUUUGUGUGCCAAACAUAACAUUCCUCACAUAGUGAACAAUGCAUACGGAGUACAGUCAUCCAAAUGCAUGCACCUUAUACAACAGGGAGCUCGUAUUGGAAGAAUUGAUGCCUUUGUGCAGAGCUUGGACAAGAACUUUAUGGUUCCAGUAGGUGGCGCCAUUAUCGCAGGUUUUGAUGAGUCCUUCAUACAGGAGAUAAGCAAGAUGUACCCAGGUCGAGCGUCGGCCUCACCUUCCCUUGACGUCCUCAUCACCCUUCUCACUCUGGGAGCCAGUGGCUACAAGAAGCUCCUGUCAGACAGGAAGGAAAUAUAUUUGUUCCUGGCUCAGGAGCUGAAGAGUCUAGCCUCUGCACACAGGGAGAGAUUGCUUCACACCCCACAUAAUCCCAUUUCACUGGCCAUGUCUCUGGAUGGUCUCCAGGCCGACAGCGACAAGGCGGUGACUCAGCUGGGCUCCAUGUUGUUCACCCGGCAAGUGUCAGGAGCCAGGGUAAUACCGCUGGGCAAGGAGCAGACCAUAAGCGGACACACGUUCCGUGGCUUUAUGUCGCACUCUGAGGCAUACCCCUGUCCUUACCUUAAUGCCGCCUCAGCUGUGGGUAUCACAAGGGAAGAUGUGUUACUGUGCAUCAAAAGGCUUGACAAGUGCCUGAAGACCCUUAAGAAGGAGGUAAAUGCAGCGAUAAAUAGUUCUGCAAUACUUCCAUUGUGCCAAGAGGAAACUUCAACUGAAGAAUGACUGCCUGAGCUGAAAUAAGAGAACUUUGACAAGAGUCAAACAGAGUGAUCUCUACUUAGUUUGAGCUCUAGGCUCUGCUGCUGCCUGCACUUCCUGAUUAGAAGUGAGUUAAUUUAUGUGAAUGUGUGCUAAUUAGUAGAUAUCGUAAGGACACAAGCUAAAUAAAAAUGCUUACAUACAAAUGCUUCUUGGGAGCAUAUGGUUGUUCACCACUGAUCGGAAGUUAGACCAAAGCCUCUGCAAAUAUUUACAUUGUUGUCUGUACAUUGAUUGUUGGAAAUGCUUGACUUUAUUAUAGAUUUUGGAUUCAAAAUAGAUUAUGGAUCAACCAUUUACAAUGGCCUGUGUGCCAUUUCUAGUAGCCAGUCCUACAGUUUGAAAACAAUGCUGUAAACUGUGAUUGCUCCGUUUCUAUGCUAAUGUUAGACAUGCCCAUGGUUGUGCAUACUUCUGUUUUGGGAAUGCAUUUCAACUAAUGGAUAAACAAUAUAGCUUUAUAAUGUAGUAUGUUGUGCCAUCUUCAGCAGUGUGAUGAAAUAUGAUACAAAAGCCAUUGAGCGAUUAUCUCCAUUUGAAGCCAGUGUAUUGGGUUAGCUCAUUUACUUUCAGGCUGUGAAAGUGAUCGCAAGGAGCAGAUAAUCAAUGGAGUACACCAAACAUAGAUUACUCCUGUGUUUAGUAUAGGAAAUGUUGACUGAACCUGUACUGUAUAUAGCAUUAACAAUUUGGAAGAUGGGUAGUUUAACUGUUACGCUGUAUUUUACUAUUACACAGCGUAGGAUGAAUUGAGAUUUCCCUCAGAACUUCACCAAAGAUUUUCCUAAGACUUUCGUCUUUUCCCCUCUGCCCUCUGAGUCAUUAGGAAGCAGAGCAUGUAGUGCCCUGAGGCACGAAAAGAGACUCCUACUAAAGCCUCACUGAAUGAUGAUUAAUGUAUAUUUCGAUACUGCACUGUCCAAGUUCUUCCUGUGCCCUCCCCUUUGUCUGCUGCAGAUUAUCCAGCUUGAUUUCUGUUUUAAAGCUUGGCGCAUGUGAAGUAGAUGCCGCUGAAUGUUCUGUUCAUUCAAAUGCACAUGUAUGGAUCAGAACUGGAGAUACCAACCAGCUUCCAUAGUUGCUGCGUGUUUGAUGGGCUCAGAUGGGCUUGGGUAUAGCAAAGUCAGCACAUGUUGGUUUUUCAACUGCAAUUGGUAAUGCAAUAGCAACACCAGAACCAAUCCACCCAGCAGCCUUUGAAAGUGGACUGGAGGCAGAUAGAUAAUGGUGCUGUAUCAGCACACUUUUACUUACUGUUCCCGGGCUGUACACAACCCUCAACAAAACAUAGUGGAAAAACACUGCGACGGCUCUGGUAUAGUGCAGCACUCUGAAAAGAAGAAGGGGCAUUCACAAAAUGGCUUAUUUUGCAGCGGCAAAUCAGCUUCAGUCAGACAUGAGAAAUAAUCAACUUGAAUUGACUGACUGAUUGUGAAUGUGGAACGGUACAUUUGGUUUCCAUGAAUGAAGCUGGCUGCCUCAGUCAAAAAAUGUUUUGUCUUUCUCUUCUCUCUCCGUUCCCUGUCUGCUCGGUGUCCCCAUCUUUUGCUAAGUUUGCCGAGAUGCUGUGGGGAUUGAGAGAGUCAGACCCACUUUUUUUGUGCUGGCCAGUUUUAAAGGAACCCCCCUCUAUUGAUCAAGUCUGCUGCAGUGUGUAAAUCAGAAAACAGCUGCCACUGAGAAACCCGCACAGGGCAUCACUCUUUUUAUGCAAUCCAGUUAUCAGUGUGGUCUGUGUAUCAGUACCAAGCAUUGCAUUAGGAAAACGGAUCAGGUAAAUCAAACUGUAAAGAUUAUGGGGGAAACAGGGCACAUUAUGACCUAAGUAAGUUAAUAAUCAUUAUUUAAGUGUUUUCUUAAUCUUAAAAUGGUAAAAGACACUUGCAGCCUCAUGUUUCACUUAAACCCUAAUGAAGGUUUACCUUGAUUCCUUCACACCAAAACAGACUGCCUUUAAAGAAUAACACACUCAACACACUCAAUCAUAAGUCUAAGUACCCAAGGGAUGCUGCUGAAUGACAAAUAAACCUUCGCUCCUGGCUCUCAGCAGCUGCCAGGUAGAGUUCAGCGAUGAUGGAGUGCUAGAGUGUCAUAAACAGGGCCACAGAUUAACAGACUUGUUACCAAAGGGACCACAGUUUACCAAACUACCAAAAGGGUAAUUGAUUACCAGACUGGUACCAGUCGGGACAUUGCACCUGGUAUAUAGGACGGACAACUUACUGCUGCCAUCAAGGUAACAACAUUGGCUUUCUCAGUUAAGAAGUGUUAUUCUCCCUCUGGCUUUGCCAGAUUCCUAAAUAUUCAAGAGGAAAGCAGAUUAUGUGAACUGUGGGAUUUGGCAAAAGUUUGUGAUGGCAUGGUCAUGGUUCGUACAUUUUCUUUUGCAUAAUACCUGCUAUGUUGAUCUAAGAAUGUCAAUUUUUCAUGAAAUUGGGGGACCAAGCCCUGAAAUAGUCUGCCUUAUCAUCAAAAACUAUAAUGAUUGAUUAAUUUUGAUGUGUGUUUGACUCAAAAGUCUGGAAAAGAAGGCAACAUGGGGUAUUUUUUUAUUAGUCAUUAGUUUAUAUACUUUUUUCUCUCCACUAUUAUACAUUUUGUCAAUGAUCUAUGAAUUUAGUUGUGGGUAGACAAUGUGUGACGAUUUGAUUGUGGUAAUUACUUAAAUUAGUUUUAAAAAAGUAUUGUUUUAAAAGUGUAUAUGCUGCAUUCUGGAUCUGCAUGGCUUACAAAAAUGUGAUGUGUCUUGCAAGCCCAUGAGGGUUGAGCAUUCAUGGCACGGUUUAAAACGUGUUAAUGCAUUUAAAUGCAACUAUUGAACACAUUGCUUCAGCUAAUGUAUUAUUGUUGUUUGUUUUUUUUUGUUUAUGAGUGAAAGUGAAGGAUGUUUACUUUAAUCUUUCACUUAAGUCCAAAAUCCCACUUCUCGCUGUCUGGUCCCCUAUGCUGAUGCAGGUGUCGCUACAUAUACUGCUGUGUACUGUAGUGUGUAUAUAUAGUGUAUAAUGUGACUGCAUAUGCAUGCAGUCACUUGUAUUUAGUGUAAAAGCCCUCCAGCUGAGCCGAGGCGCUGUCCAUGGUGCUGCAGUUCUGCGCCUCUGAGAGCCUCUGUAUGGAGGAUGGGGAACGGUACAGCUUACUGUAUGUAAAUCUUCCCUUAGUAACAAUAUAUCACUUUCAUGGCGUCUCAGUCAAACGGUUUUUAUAGAGUCCUUCAUAUUCUUUUCAAGAUUCUAAAUGUUUUUAAGAAACCCACAUUGUAAAAAAAAAAAAAAACUGCCAGAAAUAACCGAGAUAGUCUAUGUGUCAACAUAUGUCCAAACUUACAACAACAUGUAGGCCUACAUGUGUAAAUAAAUGACGUCAUUCGAAAUUCA